Paramuricea clavata is the source of this 1769-nucleotide messenger RNA. The record is from the annotation of a GenBank genome assembly. NCBI's taxonomy places the organism in Eukaryota, Metazoa, Cnidaria, Anthozoa, Malacalcyonacea, Plexauridae.
AUGGAAGAUUACGCCAACCUAUCAUUUUAUCAUCUUACUCCAAACGCUGUCAUCAAAAUGUGUUUUUGGCCUGAAUGGCGCCCACUUAUCCGAGCUGUUUGCAAAGGAGACUUGCAAGGUUAAAACAUAUUUUGUUAAUUAAGGUGUUGGUCAGACUGAGAUUCUUCACGUAGUUCAGACACAAACCACGGCAGCUUAUUGUAGAAUACUACGUACACUGGACCACCACGUUUGAGAUAUCUUCUUCAGGCAGUUCAGACACAAACCACGGCAACUUCUUCUAGAAUACUACCUACAUUACAGACCUUCGCGUUUGAGAUAUCUUCUUCAGGCAAUUCAGACACAAACCACGGCAACUUGUUCUAGAAUACUACCUACAUUACAGACCUUCACGUUUUCUUGUAGCCGUCCUAAGUUGUGGCAUAAGUGCAAGGAAGUUAUCAAAUGCAGCUGCAAGAAUUUCAUACCGUAUUGAACCAAGUGCUGCAGACAAGGGUUCUGUGGCUUUGUUCAUCGCAUCACAUCGAGGCCACAAUGAAAUUGUUCAAGCUUUAAUGAAUGCAAACGUUCGAGCAUUUGAAGCUCAACCUUCAGACAGGACACCGUUAUUGAUGGCGGCGAAAAAUUCCAGAGUUGAAACUGUUGACCUGCUUUUAGGUAAGUUUAGUAUGGAGUAAAUCCAUUUACCAAGUCAAAUCUGAGUCCGAGUCACAGUCGAACAGGGUUAGGAGUAGGGUUAGGGUACUAAGUCAGGACAUUUGACACGGGCUCGGAUUUGACUUGGACUCGGAUUUGACUCGACUUUGUAUUCUGCAAACGCACUGCAGUUUUCUCCUGUAGUAACACAGGGUCAACAAGGGAUAACCAUUACUGGACCUCUAUAAAAGACCCAUUUCCACUCAAGAAAAAUUUCUACGGACUGAAAGUUUUCCGAAAAUAUCAUUGUUAAAAGUUGAAAAUUUUCAACUUCAAAAUAUUUUCCGACGCGCAAAAUUUCGGCCACAUUUCUUUCUGCGGCCCUUUCCUGAGUUGAAAUGGGCCUGAAGUCAGUUCAGUUUAACUCCUGUAGUAUCACUGAAUAAACUAGAAUAAACUGAGGUGGCCUAACAGGCCGCAGGCGAGCUGGAAAAUUUUGAGUCUUCAGUGAGUCGAAAAUGGCAUGUUCUACCUCUUUUGUUUGGCUCUUGUUUUGUGAUUUGUGAGUCUAUGUUAUCCAUGAUUAGGAUGGAUUAAUUGGCCUAAUUACCGCAACUUUUCUGAACUUUUCGAGUGUAUUUUUGUUUUUUUUUGGGGGGGGGGGGACGGGAAAAGCUAUUCCGAACCCCCUUUGUGAAAUAUUGAGCGGGCCGCGGCCCCUGCUCCUACGUGCGUGGUUGCUAAUAUGGAAAUUGACGCAAUAUAAACUUUCUCUUCAUGCAGGACGCACGAGAUGUGUUGCACGAGCUCGCUCCAAUCAGUAUGACACGGUACGAGAGAGAGCGUUGAAAUCCUUGGUCGCCUUGUUGGAGAAGAAAGGCGCUUGCAAGAAACUCUGGUUUACAAUGAACCAAGCCAAGCUGAAUAAAAUGAAACGAGAAAGUCACCCAAACAAUCGUUUAUUAAGACAACAUCAAAUGCACGAUUCAAGAACGCCUGUCUGGAUUAAAGGUAAUUGCAGGGAGGUGGGGUCGAAGAGGGGAUCUCAGGGGGGUGAGACUCUUACCUUGCCUCCAAAAUAUAACCAUAAUGAUUUAGUGGCCGAUUUUCAAUUUCUUGCUCACCGUACCUGA